AUGAACCAACUCGAAGCAGCCAAGGAACAGCAGCGCCUUGACGCGAUCAUGAACCGGCGGGCCAUGGGUCUGUACUCUUCCAGCGGUGGCACUCGUACCCGCGCAGCCACCACCACUACCAACGCACCCAAGUGGGUCGCGCCAGCCACCAUCGCCCUCACGCCCAGCACAGCUCCCAGAGCUCCCACUGCAGCCGUCACAGCUGCCAGCAUUGGCACCGGGGCCUGCGCCCUUACGACCACCUCGGCCGCGUCGCCGCCGCCCGUGCCGCCGCGCUCGCCGGUCAUGGCCCCUCCGCCGGUGCCUCCUCGCUCGCCGCUGUUGGAGCCCACUUCGCCGUCGGCGGAGGCGGUGGUGGUGGCGAUCGACGACAACGAGGAGGCGCCGUGUGACGACCAGGCGUACCGAGCCAAAUGCGAGAAGCAGCGGCUCGACAAGUACAUCAGCGGUGAGUGGCGGCUGGCGAGGCUGCUCAGGGCCGACAGUGGCGUGACCAAGCCCAAGACCUCCUCGUCUGACGCCAUGGCCGAACGUCGACGCGAGCGCGACCACAAGGAGACGUGCGACGUCGCGACCAAGCGCGCGACGUCGGUCGACCCCUUGGAGACGGAGCUCACGCUGGUAUCGCUCUUCAUCGACGAGCUGGUGCACCUCCUGCGUAAGACCACCACAACCACAACGGGCUACGACAACGCGCAGGCCCUGGGCAUCGUCAGGAAGGCCAAGGAGGUCAAGGACGCCGCGGUCAGCAUCAUCACCACCUCCGCCUCGUCAUCUUCAUCGACUGCUCGCAUCGCGGACGACGUGAACGCGCUUGCGGGUGCGAUCGCACGCUUGGUCAACGGGUGGCGCGAGGGCACCGCCGUCGACGGAGAAGCCGCGGGCGGCGUUGCAAGCCAGGCCGCCCAACUCCAACAGCAACUGCGCCAGCUCGCCCAAUGA
Messenger RNA from Acanthamoeba castellanii str. Neff, 942 nucleotides. RefSeq lists its product as uncharacterized. Lineage: Eukaryota; Discosea; Longamoebia; Acanthamoebidae. The record is from RefSeq and is a predicted model, not a curated record. The transcript has a single exon. Bases 1 to 942 code for a protein of 313 amino acids.